Eimeria maxima is the source of this 450-nucleotide messenger RNA. Its product is annotated as Microneme protein 3, related. The transcript has 3 exons. The record is from RefSeq and is a predicted model, not a curated record. Bases 1 to 450 code for a protein of 149 amino acids. NCBI's taxonomy places the organism in Eukaryota, Apicomplexa, Conoidasida, Eucoccidiorida, Eimeriidae.
AUGAAGCUGUCGCCUUUCUGUCUCGUUGCGCUUGCUCUGUUCGCGCCGGUUGCCCUCAACGGAAGGCUCGUCAAGGGGGCUGCGACGGCCGAGAUCCCCGAAGCUACAAGUACCCUCCAUGGGUUAAUGGACAGCAUAUGUGUGCAGGAGUUUGCCCGCGCUUGUCUUGUGAAUCCUCACUUCUGUGUCGGCGCGGUGGCCCGUCGAGACGUUGGCAUCGAUGCCGCUGAAGGGGAGGCCUGGAGGUGUUACUCUACUGUAGAGUUGGACUUUUCUGCGGCGAAACGUUCCUGCGUGAACGACUGUGGGGAACUCAUUGAUUGUGUUGGAGCUGUUAACGGCAUUUCACGAGAGCAUCUCACUGCUACGACCGAACUUGAGCGGCUGCUCCAGGAAGUACAGCCAGGGAUGUGCAAGAUUCAUGUACGGUACACAACUGGUGCAUCUUAG